AUGUCAAGAUGGUCGACAUCUUCAAUACUAACGAUGAAGAAAUCCAAAUUCAAGGCGUUUUGUACACCUAUUACGUCAAGCACAGAAAUUCCCGGACUAUUAGAAGAUAUUUUUAAACUUGAUAAAACAGUACAAAAGGCAUCACAUCCACUGAUGUACGCAUGGAAGACAACACAAUCCAAUCUCACCGAUAAACAGGGUAAAAGUGCUGCCGUUGAGCUAAACAAGCUAGUCAAUCUGAACCAAGGAUUCAAUGAUAAUCGUGAGGGUGGCUCGGGGUUACGAAUACUUGGGAUGCUGGAUAGGUUACACUUGGUGAACAUCCUGGUAAUUGUCAGUAGGUGGUACGGGGGGACACCAUUGGGUCCUGCUAGAUUCAAAUGUAUGAGCGAUGUGGGUAUGGAAGCGUUGCGAAACGGGGGAUACCUAGGAUUUAAGGGGAAAUGGACAGAUUGCUCCAAAGUGAGAAACCAAAGGUAG
Pichia kudriavzevii is the source of this 480-nucleotide messenger RNA. RefSeq lists its product as uncharacterized. Gene Ontology annotation, biological process: regulation of translational initiation. The transcript has a single exon. NCBI's taxonomy places the organism in Eukaryota, Fungi, Ascomycota, Pichiomycetes, Pichiales, Pichiaceae. Gene Ontology annotation, cellular component: cytoplasm. The record is from RefSeq and is a predicted model, not a curated record. The coding region runs from base 1 to 480 and encodes 159 amino acids.